AUGUCAGUAAAACAAAUCACCAAGUUAGUUAAUACUUACCCACAACAGAUGUCGCUGAACUGUCUCUUGUAUUGUACGAAUCUCGCUGGCGACGCCGGAGGGCCGCGCGCGCGCGCUGGAGGCGGCGGAGGCGCUUCGCGGGGUGUUGAGGGGGUGCGAGGGUGGGGAGGUGUGGGGGGCGGCGAGGCCGGCGGCUGCGGCGCGGCGGCGCUGCGGCUGGGCGCGGUGCGCGAACGGCUGCGGCGACUGGCGCGCGCGCGGGACUCGCUGGCGGCGGCGCUGGCGCGCCACCUCAACAACGCGCUCAUCCACCUGGGCAACGCGGCGCACGAGCCCGACCCGCGCGACACGCGCCGCCACCACGCGCACCUGCUGCCCUAUGCGCCCUUCAUGCGCUGGCUCAAGGACAUGGACGAUAAGGCGUACGACGGACUCGUUAAGGUGUACGUGGGCACGUGGGCGCGCGUGCACGAGCGUACCGUGCGCGCGGCAUGCGAGAACGCGCGCGCCGCGCUGGCCGCCGCGCCGCCCGACCGCGCCGACCUGCUGCUUGAUGAGGUAUUGAAUUUGGUAGAGGAACUUUGCAACGCCGAGCAAGAUUUUUGCACGCAGUUCUUUCACCUCGAUGUUGAUGUUAAGGGUGAGAGUAGCGACGGUGACGGUGAGAAGAGUGAGAGCGGCGAGCGUGGUGAAGUGCCGCGUAAAUGUGGUGCGGAGACGAGGCGCUUCAUGAGCGAACUAUUUCCCACGCUCGACAGUGAGCUGGUGGCGCUGGUAGCGCACCUCGAGCGCAGCGACCCCUACGGCGCGAUGCGCGCGCUGGCGUGCGCGGGGCGGCGCGUGCUGGGUGAGGGUGGGGCGGGCGGGGCGGGCGAGGGCGGUGGGGCGGGCGGGGAGGAGGCGCGCUGGUGGCGCGGCGCGCUGGCCGGCGUGGCGGUGGCGGCCAAGCGCGGCGCCGACCGCGCCGUGGCCGAGCGCCUCGCCGCACUGCCCGACGCCGUCAAACAGGCAAGUACCACUAUAUCGUACUCGUAUAUCUGCAUUGUAUUCGUAAACCAACACACACUUCUAUAG
This is a messenger RNA of Parnassius apollo (apollo), 1074 nucleotides long. The record is from the annotation of a GenBank genome assembly. NCBI's taxonomy places the organism in Eukaryota, Metazoa, Arthropoda, Insecta, Lepidoptera, Papilionidae.